GCUCCGGAUGUUACAUACGAAGCCUCCAUUACCACCACAAGUUCCAACCCUCUCUCUGAACACACUUUAAUGGCGUCCCUUCCACCAAUCAAAGCUUCUAGUUCAGAUAACCUUCACUUCGCUUUACUUCUCUCAUUGCUUCGUCCUCUUCUUCUCUAACUUACCUUCAUCAAACAAUGCUACUCCCUGCAAUCAACUCCGCCCCUUUCUCCUGCUCUGUUCGUCUCACUAACCCCAUCUCCGUCUAUUCACGGAAUGUCGCCGUCGCCGUCUCCGCCCAAGCGUCGCCGGCGAAUUCUAGCUACAGCGUCUCUGACAAGGAUCUCGAAUCCCGAGGCUUCAUGCUUCACCGCACCGUCUCCGACCUCAACCUCGACCACCUGAACUCGGUCUUCGCCGCCGUCGGAUUCCCCAAGCGCGAUCCGGACAAGAUCAGGAUUGCGUUGGAGAAUACGGACGCCUUGCUCUGGAUCCAAUACAGUAAAACGCAGCGGCCGGUGGCGUUCGCUAGGGCUACAGGCGAUGGCGUGUUCAACGCGAUUAUAUGGGAUGUGGUGGUGGAUCCUUCCUUCCAAGGGCUUGGUUUGGGGAAGGCUGUGAUCGAGAGGAUUAUCGAGGACCUACUGCGUAAAGGCAUUUCCAAUAUCGCAUUGUAUUCAGAGCCUCGUGUGCUAGGGUUCUACAGGCCUCUAGGUUUCGUCGCGGAUCCGGACGGGAUCCGUGGAAUGGUGUACUCGAGAAAGAAAAAGAAAAACUAAAUACAGAAUUGCUCAAAUUCAAUUGCAUCUGA
Molecule: messenger RNA, 790 nt
Organism: Cucurbita moschata (crookneck pumpkin)
Lineage: Eukaryota; Viridiplantae; Streptophyta; Magnoliopsida; Cucurbitales; Cucurbitaceae
Product: serotonin N-acetyltransferase 2, chloroplastic
Exons: 1
Coding region: 177-758 (193 amino acids)
Cellular component (GO): cytoplasm
Molecular function (GO): N-acetyltransferase activity
Source: RefSeq, a predicted model, not a curated record